This is a messenger RNA of Eimeria necatrix, 5118 nucleotides long. RefSeq lists its product as hypothetical. The record is from RefSeq and is a predicted model, not a curated record. The transcript is spliced from 16 exons. NCBI's taxonomy places the organism in Eukaryota, Apicomplexa, Conoidasida, Eucoccidiorida, Eimeriidae. Gene Ontology annotation, molecular function: chromatin DNA binding; transcription coactivator activity. Bases 1 to 5118 code for a protein of 1705 amino acids.
AUGCAGCACCAAAGACAGCAGCAACGCCGACGCCGCGUCUGCGCUGCAGCCAGCUCAACGCCAGCUGAUGCAUUUCCACACAACUCUGAUAAUCAGAGAUGCCGACGGAAAUGCAGCAGCGACAGCAGCAGUGCUAGCUGCAGCAGCAGCACUAAAAACUGGUUUGAACUGCUGGGACAGCCUUAUACACCAGUGUCUGACGGGGAGCUGCAGCAGCAAAAGCAGCAAUUGGAAGAGCAACUUGCUGCUGAUAUGGCUUUUUCUGAAACUCUGAAGAAACUUCAAGGUGACCCUCAAGGGACGAGGCUAUUCGGUUUGCCACAGCAGCAACAACAAAUGCAGCAGCAGGAGGGAGAUGGUGAACCCCUCGACAAUCUUAUUGGGGGCCUCAUUGAUGCCCUACCGUACACACGCAACGAAGACGCAGUACUUGAGGAGCUAAUGGCUCUUGCUAGGGAUCCCCAGGGGCAUCCUGAGCGUGGGAAAGGUGACCUCGAACAGUGGGUCAAGGCAGCAGCGGCACUUGAAGGGAACCUCGUUGAGGUUCCCCGAGAGCUCCAGAAUGAAUCAGCGGAGUUUGUCAAGAUUUUGGCUCGGGAAGGAGAGCUGCUGCAGGUGCUUCGCCGCCUCCAGCAGGAGCCUAAGCACCAAGGCACUUGCCGCGGCUCAGAGCUGUUCGCUGCAUUGGCUGCUGUGGCAGAGAAAAACGGCGAUGUCAGCUUCAAGAGGACCUUACGAGUCCCGCCAGGAAACACAGCUGCCGGCGUAGUGACUGCAGCAGCUGCUGCAGCUGCUACUGCUGUUGGUGCUGCUUUGCGGGUUUUUCCUUGGUGCAAGGCGCGACAAACCCCAAGCCACUUUGCGGGUAGAGCGCAGGAGGGGCCAGAGAUCUUGAGAGACUCGCCGCAGGCUAAUGUGUCCCAGGCUCAGCGGCAACUUCCUUCGUGGUUGCUGUUGCUUCAACGCCAGCAGGGAAAACAAGGUCAAAUGCUGCAGCUACCAGCGCAAGAUGAAGCUUCGAUAUCAAGGCUUCUUUCUGUCGGCACUGCUGCAGCAGCGUUUCUCAUGCCUCGAGGGGAAUCUCCCCAAAAACGCAGCAGCAUCAAGAACAACAGCAGUGGCGUGAUUUCAUCAAUUGACUGGGAUGGACAGGACGAGGCACUUUACAGCGCGUUGAUGAAAUUAAAGGUGCAGCUGCAGCCGCAGCUCGAGCCGGACCUUAGGCGUAGCAGAUCCAGUUCGAGCAUGUUCAGUGGUCCUCCACUCAUCGGUAGCACGCAGUGGGCUCGCCCAAUAGUACAGCAAUAUGUGUAUCUGUUGGAGCAGCAGCAGCAACAGCAGCAGCAGCGGCAGCAACGACAGUGGCAGAGUGCGCACUCUAAACGCUCUCCACAAACGGUAUUUACCCCAUUGCCCCCUCCUUCAGUGUUCGCGGAUCGUUUGCUGCUGUUUUCACACCUUCUUGCUGCCCCGACUACAAUAGCGCGCGCAGCCGGAGCUGCUGCUGUUCGGCACACCAGUGUCUCUGUGGCUGGCGUGGCUUCAGCCCUCUGCAUUCCAGUCGAGCUAGCACAAGAUCGUCUCCAGCAGCUUUUACGCCGCAUCGUGUCUUCGCUAACCAUGCGGCUGUUCGCCCACAUAAAUCCCCUUAACGUGCAGGCUAGCGGCAGGAUGGUAUCGGGUGCUAGGGACAAGCAACAAACGCAGCGACGGCAGCAACAAAGGCUACUACCUGAGGGAGCGGCUGCAUUGCGUCAAGUUGCUGCAAUGCUCGGAGUGGAGAGCUCAGAGAUAAGAACAGUUGCUGUUGGCGUUCUGCCUUUGAUGCUGCAGCGUCUCAUCUUCUAUGCAGAGUCCCAGUUGUGUGUCUUACCUCUUGGCUCAACAUCUGGCGUGGAGAUGAGCCAGCAGGAACUAAGGAUGGCAGCCACAAGGAUAUUUCAAGGUUUGCAGCUGACUGUGGAGGCAGUGCGGGACGCUGCUGUCGCGCUAAUGGGCGCCGAAGCAGAAGCUGAGGCUGUGCACCAAAUUGCAGUAUUGGCCUCACGACGACUGCUGCCCGAGCUGACUUUCGCCGCGCUUUCUCAAUUGCUGGCAUCUCAUGCAGAGGCUCGAAGCUCUUCGCAGGGAGGUCUUCUGUCGCUUGAGGGCUCAAUAACGGAGGGUGUUCUCGAGGCGGAGCAGUUUACAGAGAAAAUUUUGGAGGGCGUGAGAGAUCUCCUACGCCUCAAUGUGGACCAGUACAUGAAUGUCCUGCAAGUUGGCUUUUUUUUAGCUGCCGCUCCGCUGCGGCGCUCACUGGAAGUCUUUGCGACCAUGCGCAACGAAGAUGGCUGCCUGCAAUCUGCGGAACAGCUCCUUGCUCUCGACAGAGCGUUAGAGCGUCUUGUUGGUUGCUCCGUGGCAGCCCCACGCACGUCAUCACCGAAAGCCACGUCAGCAAUGGCCAGGCGGCGGCAACGGUCUCCCCAACGAGAAGUCCCCCCGGAAUCCAAUAGAAGAUCCUGUGAAAAUAAACAUCUGAUAAGGCUCUUACUGGCAUAUCUGCGGGCUCAUGCGCUGCUGGGGGAGGUUCCCGAAACUGCAGCAGCAGAGGCGCACCAGCAAACAUUAGAUUUUUCUAAGGAUGACGGUGGAGGGCCCCUAGGCUUACAGUUGGGCCAAAGCGAGGAAGCGCUCUCUUUGCAACGAAUCGUCAACUCACGGAAAGAGACAACAAUUAUGGCGGCGAGCCAAACGCCAGACAGAUUGUCGGCAAAAACGAGCGAGUAUGUGCUAAAAUUGCUGCUCCUCAGACGCCAGCCAACGCAACAAGAACCAUCGGUUGCUGCUGAAGCAAAUGCUUGCACAGAGAGAUGGAAGCAACUGAACAGUAUCGACGCCAAGGAUGAAGCGUUGUUUCCAACUGCGGCGAGGCUAGGGUUGCUUGACGCACGAGAGGCGUUGGCUGCGGCUGUCGAGGUCUACAGGCAGGAGUUUAGCAGGGAGACAGAUGCUGAUGCACCGGUUACGGCAACAGCAGCGGAAGAUCGCAGGCAGAGACUGCUGGGCUACCGCGCAUUUCUGGGGCUCACCUCAGCUGACGUCUCCUCAGUACAUUUGGAUGCUUACAGAGAGUGGUUCAUUUCAAUCACGCGGGAGGCGCUUGAUAGUGAGGGGCAGUGGACAGCGGAGGGUGACAGGCAGGAAUUGAGUGCUGAGGCUUUAGCUUUAUUUGCUGUGGAGAGGCUUCUGCCUCCGGUGUUACGCGCUGCGGGGAAGAGCCGAGCGUUGACCGAAAAUAGGAGCCACCGACUGUUGGCAGCUCUGCCGCCCACCCUGGCAGUUGUUGUGGAGGAAGGAAACGCGGACGAGGCGGCUUUGGGGCCGCACGCGGAUGACCCUCAUGAACCCCUGUGGAUACAUCUGAAUCGUGCUUCCACCCAUCAGAGGGAGGGUAUGACAGUGUUGCAAACGUGGAUGUCAACGCACCCAGCGGGCAGCUCAGCGGCGGCACCCAUUGACGGAGAAAAACAAAGCAGCCCUCUUUCGCUUGUGGGAGCCCUCCAGGUUCCAAAAAAGCGUAGAGACGCAGGAAAGUCUGAUGUUUCACUGGAUCCGACCUUCUUGUCUGCCUCCGGGGACGAAUUAGACGCAGCAGCGCCAGCAGGCUGGAAGGAAGAAGACAAGAUGUCGGAACUGCUAGGAGCCCUAAAGGCACUAUCACGGUUUGGAUCUGAGUAUGGGCUGUUCCCUGCGCCAUCUCGUAAGAAAGCCGAUACGGGAAACCAAAAUCAUUCGCACGGGGAAGCGGAGACUUGUACUGUGUCGCCAGUACUCUCAGCCAUACGGGCUUUACCCCGUGCUGAGCCUGUGAAGAGCUUCGUAAUGGCCUUUAAAAGACACCAGCAUCCCCCUGUAGCGCCCAUCCAAGUGGCUCUCGAAGAAGCCCUGAAUGCUGCCUUUGGUGUUUCUUCUUGGGAAACCGCUGUAUCAAGGUUACCCGUUUACUUGAAGCAAAGGGAGGCAGAAGAAACGGCAACUGCGCUGUAUGGGCUGCAGCGUCUGCUUGUUUCAGCAGCGGCAGCGUCUGCACACGCGUUUGCUGAAGCUGCGGAACUUUCGAGGCCCAUUUUUGCACAUUCGAGCCCAUCUGCCGGUCGAAAAAUAGAGCAGCCGCUGGAAGCUCCUACACUUUUGACUGAUGCAGCAAAGGAACAAGGGCUGCGCCUGCUGGACAUUGCCUCUUUGGAAGGGUCCCGAGCCGUCGCUGCAGCUUUAGUGCCCAGAGUGGGGCUUCUCCAAGGCGACAAUGUUGCUCAGCGGAGCUGUGAAGGUGAUGUUGACGCCACGCUUGAGGCUGCUCGAGACAAGAUAAAAAGAAUUAUUGCGGCUUACGGAUUAACACAGCAGGAAGCAGCGGGGCCAAAUGGGGACCGAUGGGAACUUGUAAAAUGCCUGGCGCUGCAGCUUGUUUACAAGGCCGCUGUGCAUGAGGCAAAACGGAGGAAUUCGCUUCUUGAAGAGGCAGAGAAGCGCAAUGUGGUGCCUCCAGCUUUCUGUCCGUGGAGUCCCACCAGAGGUAUUGCCGCUGCUGUGUCAGCCCUGGGAAUCGCAGAGUGGCGCCGCCGGGUGCAUGCGGAAUCUCAGCAACUAUCGGAACUGUUCCGGUACGAGGCGGGCUCUAUAGUGUCGCGGGCUUUGACGGCUGCAAAACGGGCCAAAAGCUUCAAAGCUCGCUGUGAAGUAUUCAACGCUGCAGUGCAGGAUAUUUCAACGAGCCGAAGUUUCUUUGAUUUGCCAGGCUUUCUUACCACAAAGCACGUCAAGGACCACAUUACAAGACGGAUGAGUGCUGCCUCUGCGGAGGUAAAAGCGUUGAUGGAGGCCAACGAGCUCCCAGCGGCCGUCAGAGCCCUCAGCGGGGUCACUAACGUAGUACUGCUAUCCCGGGUUGUUCUGCGGCAGCCGUGGUGCACUUCUUCAUCUCAAGGACUUCUAACGACGAAUAUUUUCGCGAAAUUAACUCCUCAAGAACGAAGAUACCUGGUCGAUCUGUGCCAUGCAUCUCCUUCUCCUAAACCAGAGAAGCAGGAGCUGGAACUUCUAGAAGAGAUUUUGACCACCGUGCGUUCGUGA